Messenger RNA from Triticum dicoccoides, 1607 nucleotides. RefSeq lists its product as uncharacterized. Bases 591 to 1199 code for a protein of 202 amino acids. The record is from RefSeq and is a predicted model, not a curated record. The transcript has 3 exons. NCBI's taxonomy places the organism in Eukaryota, Viridiplantae, Streptophyta, Magnoliopsida, Poales, Poaceae.
CCCGCAAAGAAAAAAAAAUCCACCCAGUCCCGCACCUCCUCUGCCUCCUUGAUUCCUCCCGAGCCGCCACUGGUCGCAAAUCCUAUCGCCGCGCCGCUCCGUCCCCGGGAUCCGGCCACCACGCCCACCGCCCCCGGAUCCGGCUGUCGCGCCGCCACCGUCCCUGUAUCUGGUCGCCACGCCACCCCCGUCCCCGGAUCCGGCGCCCCGCCUCCACCAUGCCAAAACCGCCGUUGGCCGACCGUGCUCAAGCUCGACGGCGCGGUCUCUCCACCCAUCCCCACCACCACCUUCUACCGACCUACAUCUCCAUCUCCACCGCCCUUGGUGCCGCCGUCCUCUCCUAGCGCAUCUCCGGCGCGGUACUGUUGCGCCGGCGACGGCCCACGCCACCGCUCCACUGGCGACGCCCCACCCAGCCCAACACUCCACCGGCAACGCUCAUCCCGUCCCAGCUCUCCACCGGUGGCGCCCCUGCCCAGUCCGUCCAGCAGUGGCGAGGCCGUUCAAUGACGGGAACCAAGGUCGUUCACUAGAUCGGGGUCAUCCCGUCAAUCCCCUCUUCGGAGCGCGCUGCUCGGCCUCCCACCAUGCAGGUCCAUCGCUCGUUGCGUGCUGCCACUGUCAGGGCCGGCGAGACCCACCCGCCCACCUCCCGUCCCCACCUGUGGCCGCUUCUGAAGUCCAGCCUGACCAGCCUCUUCAGUUCGGUGUGCUCUAUGGACGAGGAGGCAUGGAGCUGUCAACUAGGUAUGCGAGGCGAGCUGCUACUGCGUUUUAGGCGACCUGUGAAGUGUUUAGUGAGAAGAGUGGUCGCUGCAUCCUGGGAAUGGGAGAGAGCUCUACGAGAUUUUGCAAUAACAAGAUCGCACUUCUAUACAAUUUGUCAGUUGUUUAAAUAUUGGGUUUGGAGAUGGGGAGGCAGUCCAGCUCCAAGUUUGGUGCUCUGGGAGAAACUGAAGAGCUUCCUGGGCAUAGACAAGCAGAGAAGCUUCAAGUUCCUGUCCAUGGAGAAGCAUCAAAGUUUCGAGGGGAGGAGGAGCAGGGACAUCCCUGGAAAGAAGAGGGUGAUAGCGCGCUCCACCUCGCGGCAAGGACCGGCAAUAUUUGCCAUGUCCGACAAAUGGUGCAGUUAUUCCGUUGCCUCAUUCAAUUUGGUCCAUAGACUGUUGCCAUUUGAUAUAAGUGACAAAGAAUAACUUUUUUUUGCGAAAAACAAAGACAAAGAACAACUUAAACAGAAGAAACUAUUGUUGUUGUUCAGUACAGAGUACUACCGAACAUCAAGCUCAAUCUUGCUCGCUUUGAUGCUAGGUACGACUGGAUAAGAUAGACACCGUGUUUGAUGCUAUGGAGCAAUGGAUAAGAUGGAUGCGGUGGCUAAUAAAAUAUUUGGGAGAUGGAGAAUAAAGGUGUGUGAUAGAAAACCACUCGCUACACUUCUUUUAGGGAAAAAAAAGGGUACACGAACAUUAUACUUUGUUCAGUGCAUAUACACGUACUUGGGUUCAAUUUGAUAUUUGGACUAUGGAUGUUUAUGGCCUUGAACUGUUGCCUGAUUUUGUUAAACAUAUGGAAAAUAAUGUGAGCAAUUGGAUAGCAGUACA